Messenger RNA from Gryllus bimaculatus (two-spotted cricket), 529 nucleotides. The record is from the annotation of a GenBank genome assembly. Lineage: Eukaryota; Metazoa; Arthropoda; Insecta; Orthoptera; Gryllidae.
UGAAGCGGGCCCACCGACCUGUGGCAAAAUUGUUAAGUGCAGUGAGUUAAGUGACGAUGUGUGGCGGUCAAUACUUUGAGUAUCAACACUGUUAUCGAUUCCACAAAAUGAGCAAUAUAUGAUUUGUAUGAUACUAGAACAAGUUUGAAUUACUUCUAGAGCAACAGCUAUGAUUGUUUCCGUCACGUGGAUCACCAAUUUCAAACUGCUGAAUGCAGUAUCCAUUCCCGAUAUAACACCAAGGCGGGUCGGUGGCCAGAAAGAGCGCUUUGGUGAGCUCACACAGAAACGAAGCAUAAAGGAGAAGGAGCCUGAGGAUGCGUCUGGACCGCGGCUCGGACGAGUGUGCCUGGACUGGAGGUGGAGAAGAGGGCGGGGACCUUGGGAAGGGCGGCUGAGUGGAUAUGGCAAGACGCCUGCUCCAUUCCAAAACACAGGGAAAAUUCAUGGCACUUCAGAACCAUCUCGGAAAUAUUUUAUUAAUAUAAUUUCAAAUUGUGUAUUUAUUUUGUUUGUAAAUAUUCUAUAA